CGACGACUCGGGGAAACUCUUUCGGCGAGAGGAGGUUCAAGAUCUCGAGUUGCUGGGACCGAAAAGGCUUCAGUGAAUGGCGCGAUUGGGAGCCUGGGCCGGCGGGAGCCGCCGCGCGGCUGCUCUUUCAACAGGCGAUUUGUUCUCCUGCCUGUGGCUCAUUUCCAUGCAAAGAGCCUGACAUCAGAGCACCUUUUGUUGCUAAACGCUUUCUUUCGCGUCGAGGGGAGAGAGUCAUGUGGAGCUGGAAGAGCUCAUUUUCGAGAGAGGGGUCCCGAGGCGCGCCCGCCCAGGGGCAGAGGCCCCGCGCUCAGCCCAGCGGGGCCCUGCCCAGACUUGCUGGAAGGGACGAGUCGAGCGCCUUCGCCAGCCCGUCCCGGUCCCAGGAAGAACCGCCUUUGCAGCGGCUUUAACUGCCGCGGGGCCGCGGCGCUCCCCGCCGAACCACUCGGUGGUGCGGACUUUGCCUCCUGCUACCCCGCGGCCGCGCCGAGCCGGGCUGACAAAGUUUCUGGAGUUGUCAGUAGCGCGGCCCGCUGCCGCCUAGGGCCGAGGUGCGGGCGCCUGCGAGGGUGCCCCCGCGGGGUCGCCGGGGCGGCCGGGGCAUGCGGCGCGGGGGCGCGGCUCGCUGACGCGGCGGGCGGGGACCGGCGCCGGGGGGCCGGCCGCGCGCUGGUGCGGAGCGAGGGCGCCCGGGGGGACCCGACCCGGACGCACCGCCGGCGAGCGCGCGCGCGGGACGCGGCCAUGGAGGACGCGGGAGCAGCCGGCCCCGGGCCGGAGCCCGAACCCGAGCCGGAGCCCGAACCCGAGCCGGAGCCCGAACCCGAGCCGGAGCCCGAGGGGGGCGCUGGCAUGUCCGAGGCGUUCUCCCGGCUCUGGACCGACGUGAUGGGCAUCCUGGACGGCUCGCUGGGAAACAUCGAUGACCUGGCACAGCAGUAUGCAGAUUAUUACAACACCUGUUUCUCCGAUGUGUGUGAGAGGAUGGAGGAGCUCCGGAAGCGGCGGGUUUCCCAGGACUUGGAUGUGGAGAAACCUGAUGCCAGCCCCACGUCACUUCAGCUGCGGUCCCAGAUCGAAGAGUCCCUUGGCUUCUGCAGCGCCGUGUCAACACCAGAGGUGGAAAGAAAGAACACUCUUCCUAAGUCAAACUCAGAAGACAGCUCUGUAGGAAAAGGAGAUUGGAAGAAGAAAAAUAAGUAUUUCUGGCAGAACUUCCGAAAGAACCAGAAAGGAAUAAUGAGACAGACUUCAAAAGAAGGACACAGAGGACCAUCAGCCGAAGGAGCCUUGGAAUGCUUGUCUGCUCUAGGAGAAGAUGUGGGCUAUGUUGCAAGCGAGAUAACAAUGAGUGACGAGGAACGGAUUCAGCUGAUGAUGAUGGUUAAAGAGAAGAUGAUCACCAUUGAGGAAGCACUCGCGAGGCUCAAGGAGUAUGAGGCCCAGCACCGGCAGUCAGCGGCCUUGGACCCUGCCGACUGGCCAGACGGUUCUUACCCAACAUUCGAUGGCUCGUCAAACUGCAAUUCAAGAGAACAAUCAGAUGAGGAGACCGAGGAAUCGGUGAAGUUUAAGAGGUUACACAAGCUGGUCAACUCCACUCGCAGAGUGAGAAAGAAACUGAUCAGAGUGGAAGAAAUGAGAAAGCCGAGCACGGAAGGCGGGGAGGAGCACGUGUUUGAGAACUCCCCAGGCCUCGAUGAAAGGUCCGCCCUUUACUCCGGAGUGCACAAGAAGCCAUUUUUCUUUGAUGGCUCUCCUGAGAAGCCUCCAGAAGAUGAUUCCGACUCUCUCACCACAUCUCCAUCAUCCAGCAGCCUGGAUACCUGGGGGGCUGGCCGGAAGCUGGUCAAAACCUUCAGCAAAGGAGAGAGUCGGGGCCUGAUUAAGCCCCCGAAGAAGAUGGGGACGUUCUUCUCCUAUCCCGAAGAAGAAAAGGCCCAGAAGGUUUCCCGCUCCCUGACUGAGGGGGAGAUGAAGAAAGGGCUCGGGUCCCUGAGCCACGGGGUAAGUACCGACGGCGUCCGCCUCUGUGACAGCCACCGGCGCCGGCACCACCUUCUGGUGUCCCUGGAAGAGGUUCAGAGUGUCCGCAAGCAGAUCCGCUUGAAGAAAACGGAUACUAAUUAUUCGUGUUCCCGAGCUCUUCUCUGCCAGCGUCCCUCCAGGAGAGGAGUCCACAGCAGCACGUGUGAGCUGCAGCUGCUCCGGCAGAAACCCAAAGGGGGCGGGGGCUGUGGCGCCCCCAGCAGGCGGGCGCGCGGGCGUCCCGCGGUCAGCGAGUUCAAUAUCACCUACGUGGUGGAGCGGAGCCUGUACAGCCACCUGAACCUGACCCAGCUAGUGCGGCCGGCCUCAGACAGGACCCUGAGCAAGGCCGAGAGGCAGGACCUGAGGCGCUGCUUGCUGGAGGAGGACGAGGAGACAAAGAGGAAGUGGGCCGCCACGGUCGACCGCUGCACUAAAAGGGUUCUCUUGAGAAUCCACCAGAAGUCUAGAACCUGCAGUUUUGGAGGAUUUGACUUGACGAACCGUUCUCUACACAUCGGCAGCAACAAUUCUGACCCAAUGAGUAAAGAAGGAGAUUUUGUGUACAAGGAAGUUAUCAAAUCACCCACUGCCUCCCGCAUCUCUCUUGGGAAAAAGGUGAAAUCAGUGAAAGAGACAAUGAGGAAGAGGAUGUCUAAAAAAUAUAGCAGCUCAGUCUCUGAACAGGACUCGGGCCUCGACGGCAUGCCUGGCUCCCCUCCACCUUCACAGCCGGACGGUGAACACAUGGACAAGCCCAAGCUCAAAGCCGGAGGGUCCGUGGAAAGUCUGCGCAGUUCUCUGAGCGGGCAGAGCUCAAUGAGUGGUCAGACAGUAAGUACCACUGAUUCCUCGACCAGCAACAGGGAAAGCGUCAAGUCGGAAGACGGUGAUGACGAGGAGCCUCCCUACCGGGGUCCGUUCUGUGGGCGCGCCAGGGUACACACCGACUUCACGCCUAGUCCCUAUGACACGGACUCACUCAAGCUCAAGAAAGGAGACAUCAUCGAUAUAAUCAGCAAGCCACCCAUGGGCACCUGGAUGGGUCUGUUGAAUAACAAGGUCGGCACAUUCAAGUUCAUCUACGUAGAUGUGCUAAAUGAGGAAGAAGAAAAGCCUAAGCGCCCCACCAGGAGGAGGAGGAAAGGAAGACCACCCCAGCCCAAAUCUGUGGAAGAUCUUCUGGAUCGGAUCAACCUGAAAGAGCACAUGCCCACUUUCCUGUUCAAUGGGUACGAAGACCUGGACACAUUUAAGCUCCUGGAGGAGGAGGACUUGGAUGAGUUAAAUAUCAGGGACCCGGAGCACAGGGCUGUUCUCCUGACAGCAGUGGAGCUGUUGCAGGAAUAUGAUAGUAACAGCGACCAGUCAGGAUCCCAGGAGAAACUGUUGGUGGACAGCCAGGGCCUGAGCGGAUGCUCUCCACGAGACUCAGGAUGCUACGAAAGCAGUGAGAACCUGGAACACGGCAAGAGUCGGAAGACUGGCCUUCUCUCUGUCAAGUCGUCAACGGAGUCCAGCUUAAAGUCAUUCAACAGGAAUCAGCUGGGCCACUACCCAACGCUGCCUUUAACAAAGUCGGCCGAUGCACUGAAGCAGGGGGAGGAGAGCAGGCUGGGCAGCGGCCUUACCCCUCGAGCUUCCAAGUGCUGUGACCAGCCGUGUGGGACUGGUCCGAACAAAAACCGAAGAAGCCUCCCUGUUUCCAUCUGUCGGAGCUGCGAGACCCUGGACGGCCCUCAGGCUGUGGAAGCUUGGCCUCGAUCCCACUCCCUGGAUGACCUUCAAGGAGAGCCUGCUGCUGAGAAGGAUGUGCCUGGCGAGGUGACAGACCCCUGCCCUCAGACUGUACCACAAGUGCCACAAAAGACAACCCCCUCCAUCGCAAAGGUUCAAAGCCCCAAACGAGACCCUGCUGUUGACAAUGCACUGCUACUGACCCAAAGCAAGAGAUGUUCUGAACCUCAGAAGCCAGCGACUAGGAAACUGGAAGGCUCCACAGCACCCUCGCCCUGUGGUGCAUCCCCUCCUCCGUGUCUGCCCAAAACCUAUGAUGCCCAACAUCCCGGAGUCAAACCCAGUUUAACAAGGAUGCCUCUUGAGGGCCACAGGAAAGGCCUCGAUUUUGAAGGAACGUAUCACCCCCCGGGCACCAAAGAAGGCCUAGCUGCUGAGCAGAGGGGCCCCGAGACAAGAGCACAGGCCAAGCAUCCGGCCCAGCCUCCACCUGUUCCUGCCAAGAAGAGCCGAGAGCGCCUGGCCAAUGGACUCCACCCGAGCCCCCCCGGCCCCGAUGCCCCAAGCCUGCCUGCGAAAAAGGGCAGCCCCAGUGACUGUCACCCACCUCAGGCUUCCAGGCCUCCCUCAGGACAGGAGCCUGGCAGCCCCCCGAGCGCUAGACCACCGCCCUGGCUCUCCGAGCUCCCAGAGAGCACAAGCCUCCAGGAGCACGGUGUGAAGCUGGGCCCAGCUCUGACCAGGAAGAUCUCCUGCGCUCGGGGAGUCGAUCUGGAAAUGCUCACGGAAAACAAGUUACAAGCUGAAGGCAUCGAUCUCACUGAGGAGCCAUACUCUGAUAAGCAUGGCCGCUGUGGGAUCCCUGAAGCCCUGGUGCAGAGAUACGCCGAGGACUUAGAUCAGCCCGAGAGGGACAUCGCCACCCACAUGGACCAGAUCCGCGUGAAGCUUCUGCGGAAGCAGCACCGCAUGGCGAUCCCAAGUGGUGGACUCACAGAAAUCUGUAGAAAGCCCCUCUCUCCCGGAUGCGUUUCGUCUGUGUCAGAUUGGCUGGUUUCCAUCGGUCUGCCCAUGUACACCAGCGCCCUCACCGAAGCCGGGUUCAGCACACUGGGCCAAGUGCCUUCUCUGUCCCACAUUUGCCUUCAGGAGGCCGGCAUCACAGAGGAGAGACACAUUAGCAAGCUCGUGUCUGCAGCCAGACUCUUCAAACUGCCACCAGGCCCCGAGGCCAUGUAGCCAGGCCCAAAAUGGAGCUCCCUGGACCAGAGCCACCCUUUCACUGUGCUUAUGCUAAUGCAAUUCCUCCUCCUCGGGACAUGCAGACCAGAUCCAGAAGAAAGGCCUAGUGUAUGGCCACACAGAGCGUGAAACCUUGGCGCAGGACUGAUGACCCUCUCUUCUCCAGAAAAGCCCCCUCGAGGAAACUGGUGUGGUUUUCUUUGACCCCCAAAGAAAAGACAAGCACUUAUUUUUAUUUUCAGAACACAAAAGGACCAGGAAGCCAACUUGCCACACAUGCUGUGCCUCCAGUCUAUCUUGGUGUGCUGGGAAGGCUGGGAGCAGAGGGAGGGGCAGCCUGUUUCGUUUCUGAGAACGCCCUUGCCCUUCUGUCUGUUGCCCUGCAGGACACCUGAGGGCCAGACGGGCUUUAGCUAGGCCAAAGUAACAGACUCGGGAGUUCACUGUACACUAUUGACCAUGCCUGUUUGUUCAAAAGUAAGAAAAUCUGGCUGCACUAGGGAAAAAAAAAAAAAAUCCUAUUCUCCUUUAAGUAAACAAGAGACAUUUUAAUAAUUGCUUUCUAGCAAUCAGCUUUUAUUUGCCUUAAUAUAAGCUUUGAAGCAGUUAUCCUAGUGUUAACUACCCAGUAACCAUAGUUUCCAAUCUUCAGCUUAGACUGCCAUCUAACAUAUGUGAGAUGUUUUCAGCAAAAAACAAAAAUGGGCUUUUCUAAUUGCCUCACUCUAACAUGGCUUAUUUUGUAGGGGUGUUUAUCAGGCACAAAGUUCAUGUUGGCUUUCAGUUUUUACACUAACUACAAAUCCAGUAAAAAGCUAUCUGAAAUUCAGAGAUGGGGUGUGUACGUGAGUGUGCGUGCACGUGUGGGUGAGCGUGCGUGUGUGUGUGUAUAGCAACUACCUUCACUUUAAUCAGUUUAGUUUUGUUUACCACGUUGGUCAUCGUACUGCAGUAUUGACUUGGACUCCUGACCACGUCCAUCCCCAAAUCGGCUAACAGAUCAGCUUUGCAAAGUCACUGGAAGGUUGACUAUUUCAGAAAGAUGUUUUUAAAAAGGGAAGCAGUUUGUAAGCUAUUUAAAAAUUUUUUUUUCUAAUUUUUAUAACUCAGAUACCAUUUUCCUUCCUUAUUGAGAAUAUUCUUUUAAUUUGGAUAAAAGUUCAUUUUGGAGCCAGAUAAACCACGUUAGCUACGUAUUAAGUAUUUGCAUAUUUUCAAUUGUUUUCCAACUGAUUGUAGCGUUUUCCAUCCUUUUUUUAGUGUGGUGUCUGAUUUUUCUAGCACAUAGAAAUUUAGGCAACUAAAUUAAGGUUUCUGUUGCUUACUAAAUGAAUUUCCUUUACAUUCUUAAUCAUGAGAACUAUUUUAAGCACUGAAUGCGAUCAUUUACAAUAGAAACACUUUGAACACAAAGCCUUGAUCAAAAGCUCUUAUUAAACAUUUCAUCUGCUCAUUAAAACAAUU
This is a messenger RNA of Lontra canadensis (Northern American river otter), 6474 nucleotides long. RefSeq names its product SAM and SH3 domain containing 1 (gene SASH1). The transcript is spliced from 21 exons. The coding region runs from base 748 to 5007 and encodes 1419 amino acids. Lineage: Eukaryota; Metazoa; Chordata; Mammalia; Carnivora; Mustelidae. The record is from RefSeq and is a predicted model, not a curated record. Gene Ontology annotation, molecular function: protein binding.